Penicillium alfredii is the source of this 1464-nucleotide messenger RNA. Its product is annotated as Zn(II)2Cys6 transcription factor. The record is from RefSeq and is a predicted model, not a curated record. The coding region runs from base 1 to 1464 and encodes 487 amino acids. Lineage: Eukaryota; Fungi; Ascomycota; Eurotiomycetes; Eurotiales; Aspergillaceae. The transcript has a single exon. Gene Ontology annotation, molecular function: zinc ion binding; DNA-binding transcription factor activity, RNA polymerase II-specific. Gene Ontology annotation, biological process: regulation of DNA-templated transcription.
AUGGACCCUGACUGCAGGAUUCGACAUAAGAAAUGCGACGAGGCCCGCCCGGCUUGUCACCAAUGUACCCGCAUCGGUCGAAAAUGUGACGGAUACGCUGACACCCCCGAUAAAAGAACUCGUGCCUGGCGGGUCAAUAUCCACUCCAAGGCCCCGUCCAACACUCUGAUCUCGCUGGUCGAUGUCAGCCAGGCGGACCUCACGCCGCACGAGCGUUGGUAUUUGGACUUCUUUCGUAACUGCACCGCUCGCCAAUUCGCCAGCGUCUUCACCAACGCUUUCUGGGGGCAAUUGGUCCACCAGGUGGGUGAGGCCCAACCCGCUGUGCGCCAUGCGGUCAUUAGCAUCGGUGCUAUUCACUGGCAUUGCCCGGUGUUGAAGUUCGCCGCCGACGCUACCUCGUUCCCUCUGCGUCAAUGCAACAAGGCCCUAGUGCAUCUGCAGCAUAACCUCGUGACUGAUCUCUCUAGCCGUACACGCAUGGAAACGGUCUUGGUGUCCUGUCUGAUUUUAGUCUUGCUCUGCUUUAUUCAGAGAGAUGUUCGUGCGGUUAGCUGUCACCUGGCCGCCGGCUUUAAGCUGCUGGAUGAAUGGCAAAAGGCCCAGAUGAACUACAGCCCGCUCGGGCCAGUUUUGCUGCAGGCUUUUACCCAGGUCCACUUGCACUGGGCGGCCGCGACCGAGUCUAACCCGGCUAGUGUGCCUACUGCCCAGUUCGUUGCCUACCAUUUCCCCAUGAUGGACAUCGUGGAGGCUGCCGAAGAGGCCGGAGGGUUCAUGGUAAUCCUGGGUUGGCUGCUUCUGCAGACGGAUUCCAACUCGCAGCCGUUCGGUGGUACCAAAAUGGAGAGCGCGUCCGUGAUGACCCUCAAGAAAAUGCACGCCUGGAGAAGCCGUAUAAUCCGGGCUUUGACUCUUCGUGGCGAAUCAUCCCCGCACACGAACCCGAAUGUUUUGUUUCUCGACAUCUGGAGCGAGGUGAUCUUUAUCAAAAUCAUUACCGAUGCCCAUCUCGAGGAAGGCGAGACGAGAUACGAUGCUUAUCUGCCACACUUCCAGCGAACCAUUCACCUGGCGAGGCAGAUCUUGAUCCCUGCAGCCCACUCGCCCGUGCCCGGUUUCUGGGCCCGCACUGGGAUCAUCUCGCCGCUCUUUUUCUGUGCGUUAAAAUGCCGCGACUGGAACACGAGACGAGAGGCACUGUUUUUGCUGAGUCUAUGGGAACACCGACCAGGCAUCUGGUCGGUAUCGGGGACAGCCCUGGCGGCGGCCCGGUUGAUUAAACAUGAAUCCGAGGAUCUCACACCAAAGGAUGUGGUUCCCGAGACUGCGCGUAUCGAGUCUCUGCGCGUAGACUUCUUGCCUCAAGAGUGUCAAGUCCGCUUACGGUACCGUCACUCUCCGGGGUUGGGCGCGAAGUGGAUGGGGAAGGACGGGUGGCGGAGCGAGCUCAUGUCAUACUAA